This is a messenger RNA of Myodes glareolus (Bank vole), 881 nucleotides long. The record is from RefSeq and is a predicted model, not a curated record. NCBI's taxonomy places the organism in Eukaryota, Metazoa, Chordata, Mammalia, Rodentia, Cricetidae.
CAUGGAUCUGCCCUGGACAGCUCUCUUCCUGAGCACUGUCCUCCUGAGUCUUUCAUGCCAGGGGACUGCCUGGGAUUCCGAUAGAAAUUUUAUUUCAGCCGCUGGUCCUCUUACAAAUGACUUAGUGCUUAACCUGAGCCAUCCACUGGGAACCCGGGGCUCUGGUUUUGGACCUGGCAGCAAGGACUUCUACGUCUGCCAACAGCCAUUGCCCUCUUUCUUGCCACAGUACUUGAGCAGUCUUCGUGCCAGUCAGGUCACCCAUUACAAAGUACUUCUAUCAUGGGCACAGCUUCUGCCAACGGGAAGCCCCAAGAAUCCAGACCAGGAAGCGGUGCGGUGCUACCGACAACUCCUGCAGUCCCUGAAGGCUGCCCAGCUUCAGCCCAUGGUGGUCCUGUGCCACCAGACGCCACCCACCCGCGGCACCAUCCAGAGAGACAGGGACUUUGCUGACCUCUUUGCCGACUAUGCCACGUUCGCCUUCCAGUCCUUUGGGGACCUUGCUGAGAUCUGGUUCACCUUCAGCGACUUGGAGAAAGUGAUCCUGGAUCUUGCCCCCCAGGGUUCGAAAGCUUCUGCUCUCCAAACCCUCAGCAAGGCCCACAGGAAAGCCUUUGAAGUUUACCACAGAGAGUUCUCUUCUCAGGGAUGAAGGCUCUCUGUGGUCCUGAAGGCUGAAGAUAUCCCCGAGCUCCUGCUAACCCCGUCCUCGGCUGCACUCACCAAGGUAGAUGCAGCAUCUGUAAUGCCUAGGGAGAAAUGUGAUUGUGUUUAUUUAUUUUGAGAUGAGGCCUGUGUAAGAGGAAAAGAGCUUGAGGCUGCUCAGUGACUGUGGCACAGGUGUAUUAGUCAACCUGAGAAGGGCUGUCACCAGAGAA